This is a messenger RNA of Loxodonta africana (African savanna elephant), 2890 nucleotides long. RefSeq names its product PX domain containing serine/threonine kinase like (gene PXK). Gene Ontology annotation, cellular component: plasma membrane. The transcript has 19 exons. Gene Ontology annotation, molecular function: protein kinase activity; phosphatidylinositol binding; actin binding. The record is from RefSeq and is a predicted model, not a curated record. The coding region runs from base 82 to 1833 and encodes 583 amino acids. Gene Ontology annotation, biological process: negative regulation of ATP-dependent activity; protein phosphorylation; negative regulation of monoatomic ion transport. NCBI's taxonomy places the organism in Eukaryota, Metazoa, Chordata, Mammalia, Proboscidea, Elephantidae.
GCGGAGCCGGGCGGGCGGUGGGAGUAGGCGCCUCCGGUUCCUACCUCUGGUCCCGGGGCGGUGGCGGCCCGGCGUCCCGGGAUGGCCUUCAUGGAGAAGCCGCCGGCCGGCAAGGUGCUGCUGGACGACACGGUGCCGCUGACAGCAGCCAUCGAGGCGAGCCAGAGCCUGCAGUCCCACACGGAAUACAUCAUUCGGGUACAGAGAGGAAUUUCUGUAGAAAACAGCUGGCAGAUUGUUAGAAGAUAUAGUGACUUUGAUUUGCUGAACAACAGCUUGCAGAUUUCAGGCCUAAGUCUACCUCUUCCUCCCAAAAAAUUGAUUGGUAACAUGGAUCGUGAGUUCAUAGCUGAGAGGCAGAAAGGUCUUCAGAACUAUCUCAACGUUAUCACCACCAAUCACAUCUUGUCUAACUGUGAGCUGGUUAAGAAGUUUUUAGAUCCCAACAACUAUGCUGCCAACUACACUGAGAUCGCCUUACAACAGGUUUCCAUGUUCUUCCGAUCAGAACCAAAGUGGGAGGUGGUAGAACCAUUGAAAGACAUAGGUUGGAGGAUAAGAAAGAAAUAUUUCUUGAUGAAGAUUAAAAAUCAGCCAAAGGAAUGGCUGGUGUUAAGCUGGGCUGACCUUGGCCCUGACAAGUACCUGUCAGAUAAAGAUUUUCAGUGUCUAAUCAGACUACUUCCUUCCUGCUUGCACCCUUAUGUCUAUCGGGUCACGUUUGCCACGGCUAAUGAAUCCUCAGCGUUGCUAAUUAGGACAUUUAAUGAAAAAGGAACUUUGAAGGACCUGAUCUACAAGGCAAAACCAAAAGACCCAUUCCUAAAGAAGUACUGCAACCCUAAGAAGAUUCAGGGCCUUGAACUCCAGCAAAUAAAAACAUACGGGCGGCAAAUAUUAGAGGUACUAAAGUUUCUACAUGACAAGGGAUUCCCUUAUGGGCAUCUUCAUGCCGCCAAUGUGAUGCUAGAUGGGGACACUUGCCAGCUGCUAGACCUGGAGAAUUCCUUAUUGGGCCUGCCUUCCUUUUACCGAUCCUACUUCUCACAGUUCAGGAAAAUCAACACAUUGGAAAGUGUGGAUGUUCACUGCUUUGGCCACUUACUGUAUGAAAUGACCUAUGGACGACCGCCAGACUCCGUACCUGUGGACUCCUUCCCUCCUGCACCGUCCAUGGCUGUGGUGACCGUGUUGGAGUCCACGCUGUCUUGUGAAGCCUGUAAAAAUGGCAUGCCUACCGUCUCCAAGCUCUUACAGAUGCCAUUAUUCAGUGAUGUUUUACUAACCACUUCUGAAAAGCCACAGUUCAAGAUCCCCACAAAGUUAAAAGAGGCAUUGAGAAUUGCCAAAGAAUGCAUAGAAAAGAGACUAAUGGAAGAACAGAAACAGAUUCAUCAGCACCGAAGACUGACGAGGGCGCAGUCACACCAUGGCUCUGAGGAAGAAAGAAAAAAGAGGAAGAUUUUAGCUCGAAAGAAGUCAAAACGAUCUGCUGUUGAGAACAGUGAAGAACAUUCAGCAAAAUACAGCAAUUCCAAUAAUUCAGCAGGAUCUGGGGCCAGCUCACCUCUCACGUCCCCGUCCUCACCGACUCCACCCUCUACAGCAGCUGCCUUGGGUUUGGGUAAAAGGUGUAGAAGAAGGGACAUCAGCAUUGCCUCCGCCUCCACCGCCACCUCCGCCUGCACCACCAGCAGCUCCCUUGGCUCCAGCGAGCACAGAGGCCCCGGCACAGCUCCCGUCCCAGGCUGUGAAUGGUGUGAGCAGAGGGGCCUUGCUCAGCUCCAUCCAGAAUUUCCAAAAAGGAACUUUGAGGAAAGCCGAAACCUGUGAUCACAGCGCUCCUAAAAUCGGCUGAAGCUUCCUGUUUACACGCAGAGGGAAAAGCUCUUUUUUUCCCUCCCACCCCCAAACCCUAAAGUACCUUCUUCCUGGAUAAUUACUGAGCCAGUACAGCCACAUACUGUUUUGCAGACACUCGUGUAAGAGGCUUUUCAAGAGAGAAAUAUUCAAGUAGAAAAGUCGGGCUGGCGUUGCUGCCUUGAGAUAAGUAUUUUGCUCCUUUGUUCUUUUUACCAUUUUAAGGGAGUCUGGUUCAUUCUCUAAUGGGCAUCUUUUGAGGCAGCAGCAUAUUGGAAUCAAUAUUUCCAGCAACUGAAGGAAAUGGACAAAAACACAGUGACAAUAUUCAGUUACAGCAGUGAAUGGCCUUUGUGUUGCAAUUCUUCCGACCCCAUCAGACAGGUCCUAAGAAACGUUCCUCUCAUAGUUCUUUAUCCUAAAGCAUCUUCUGGUUAUUUCUUAGCUAACUCCCAUUUUUGCUAUUUGAUUUCAUCUUAAAGACGUUAACACUCUAGCCCAUAACAUGGUGAUGUCACUGAGGCCAUUUCCCCCAAUGCAGACUGGGGAAAGCUGGUGGCAUUCUAGCAGGAAGGCCGUGUGGUUGUAGACUCAGGGCUGCUGGAGCAACUACUUUAGACCCGUAGUUUAGUUACAAUGUAUCAAAACAGACAAAAUAGGUUGACAUCAGAAAAAGCUCUUGGCAAUUAGAGGAUCUUCUUUAUCCUCAGCAAUUAAGUUUGGGGUUUGUGGGGGGAUCAUUAUUACAAGUCAAUUUGGCAUUUGUAGAAAUAAGUCCUGAUUUUUGAAAGACUAUACAAAUAUAUCAUCUUUUUAUUGUCACUCACGUAUUGGAAAGAUUCUUUAUCCUAUGAUUUGCUUAAACUCCUAAAUGAAUUGCACUUUAAGGGUUAUAAAUAAUCCAUUUUAAAAUUCAAGUGCACACAUCAGUGUUGGUUACUGUGCAGAGAACGUCACUGUGUAUAGUUUCAUGUAAUCUGUGAUAUACGUUCAGCUGUAUUUUUUAUUAAAAUAAACCACGUCAAGAAAA